Messenger RNA from Camelina sativa (false flax), 1458 nucleotides. Its product is annotated as dihydroceramide fatty acyl 2-hydroxylase FAH2. NCBI's taxonomy places the organism in Eukaryota, Viridiplantae, Streptophyta, Magnoliopsida, Brassicales, Brassicaceae. The record is from RefSeq and is a predicted model, not a curated record. Gene Ontology annotation, biological process: lipid biosynthetic process; fatty acid metabolic process. Gene Ontology annotation, cellular component: membrane; endoplasmic reticulum. Gene Ontology annotation, molecular function: fatty acid 2-hydroxylase activity; iron ion binding.
AAAAGAGAGAGAGAAACGUGGGCCGAACAUUAUCAGGAGGAGGAUUCAAGCGAAGCAAAAUCCCACCCCUUCUGGUGACAGAGUGUUUUUGUUUUGUUGUUUCCCUUCAAUUGGAGAAGAGUUAGCGAGUCUCUUACGCCGAGAUUGAGAGAGAGAGAGAGAGAGAGAGAGAGGCUUGUUCUUUCUUCUUCUUCCUUCUUCUUCCUCGUUAAGGUAAAACAAAAGCCUCAGAUCUCUUCUUCGCAUUCUCAUCUAUUUCUUCCGAUUUCUUCUCUUUUUUUUUUUCCAUAAUCUCUUUAUUCUUUUUAAAAUUUCUUGCGAAAAGUUCGGGAUUUUGUUCGUCAAUUUCGAAGAAUGUUUGCUUUUUUCUCCGUCUUAAGGUUUCUUUAGCUCUCGUUGGGUGGAGGGUUUGAUGAUUCUCUUUGUGAUCUCCGAUGAAAUCUCAUAUUAAAUCCUUAUGAAAGUUUCGUCCUUUAUUUACAUUGUCGAGGUUACUCUUCUCUUUGUUUAUUGGCUCUGUCUUUAGAAGCAAUCUGUCUCAUAUAGUGGGCAAAGAUGGUUGCAGAACAACGUUUCACAGUCGAUUUGAAUAAGCCACUUGUCUUUCAGGUUGGUCACCUUGGUGAAGAGUAUCAGGAAUGGAUUCAUCAACCUAUUGUAUGUGUCGAAGGUCCUCGUUUUUUCCAAAGUGAUUUUUGGGAGUUCUUGACUCGCACGGUUUGGUGGGCAAUCCCAACAAUUUGGCUUCCUGUUGUUUGCUACGUUCUAUCAAUAUCGGCAAGGAAGGGACUUACAUAUCCCCAGAUCGGUUUAAUAGUUGCCUUAGGUGUACUCACGUGGACACUUCUCGAGUACACCCUUCAUCGUUUCCUUUUCCACAUCCAAACCAAGAGUUACUGGGCAAACACCGCACACUAUCUUCUUCAUGGAUGCCAUCACAAGCACCCACAAGAUGGCCUCCGUCUUGUUUUCCCACCUACUGCAACAGCGAUUCUCUUGGUUCCACUGUGGAAGCUUCUCCAUCUCGUAGCUACUCCUGCUACAGCUCCUGCUAUGCUUGGAGGCAUAUUGUUUGGCUAUGUGAUGUAUGAUAUUACUCAUUACUAUCUACACCAUGGUCAACCUAAAGAACCAACCUUUAAACAUCUUAAGAAAUACCACCUGAAUCAUCACUUCAGGAUUCAGGACAAAGGAUAUGGAAUCACUUCGUCUCUCUGGGACAAAGUCUUUGGAACACUUCCUGGUACAAAAGCCGCUGCAGGGAAGAAGAGCUAAAUUGGAUUUCUGUUUGCCAUUUUGAGAGUGUCGAAAAACUCACUGAUAUUGUGUAUUCUUAUUCAUCAGGUGAUUCAAUGACUGUUUAACUACUACUGUAUACGAUCUAUUCACCAUAUUUGAACAUAUUUAGUGGUGCCUAAAACUGCUAUUCAGUUUAAUUUUUUCUAGUUUAUUGGUUUA